CUAGCAACUCCUUUUUUCUCCCCCAGUUCUGCCUUCCAGGGACACUGCACUUUUGCAGGAGAGGAGCCACAGGCAGGAGGCCAUGGGGAUGGGAACUGAUCUUAAAGCCAAGUCCCAGGGCUUGGUGACAUUUGGGGAUGUGGCUGUAGAUUUCUCUCAAGAGGAGUGGGAAUGGCUGAACCCCAUUCAGAGGAAUCUGUACAGGAAGGUGAUGUUGGAGAACUACAGGAACCUGGCAUCGCUGGGACUUUGUGUUUCUAAGCCUGAUAUGAUCUCCUCAUUGGAACAAGGGAAAGAGCCCUGGAUGGUGAAGAGAAAGAUGACAAGAGGUUGGUGCUCAGACUUGAAGGCUGUGCGGGAGACCAAGGAGCUACUUUCAAAGGAGAAUUUCUUUGAAGAAAAGUUAUCCCAGACAGUGAUAACAGAGAAACUCACAAACUAUAGUCUGGAGUACUCUAUAUUAGGGCAAAACUGGGAUUAUGAUGCUCUGUUUGAGACACAGUUGGGCUUGGUGACCAUCACCAAUAUGGCUGUAGACCUCUCCCAGCAGCUAGACCCAGCUCAGAAGAGUUUCUGCAAGAAAGUGUCAUGGGAGAACCAUGGUGACCUGACAUCAGUAGGACAUUGUGUUUCUAAGCCAGAUUUAGUCUCUUUCCUGGAGCAAGGGAAGGCGUCCUGGAUGGUGAAAAGAGAGCUGACAGGAGGCCUAUUCUCAAGUCAUCGAUCUAUACACGAGACCCAGGAAUUAUUUCCAAAGCAGGACUCAUAUGCUGAAGAGAGAACAGACAAAAUCUCAAACACUAAAUUUGAGUGUUCCACUUUCAGAGAAAAUUGGGAUUCUGAGUGUGUAUAUGAAAGGAAACUGAUAGGUCAAGAGACACAGUUCAAACAAGAGGCAAUAACUCCUGACAAAACCUUCUCUAAGGCAAGAGAGCAUGUACAUAACAAAUCUGGAAGAUGGCUCUACUUGGACGAUUCAGAAGAAGGGGUUCAUAAUCAUGAUUCAGUUAAAGGUUUCCAAAAAAAAUCAGUUGGAAUAAAACAAACAGGAAUCUAUGCAGGAAAAAAACUUUUCAAGUGUAGUGAAUGUAAGAAAACUUUUACCCAGAGCUCAUCCCUUACUGUUCAUCAGAGAAUUCAUACUGGAGAGAAACCUUAUAAAUGUAAUGAAUGUGGAAAGGCCUUUAGUGAUGGUUCAUCCUUUGCACGACAUCAGAGAUGUCACACUGGCAAGAAGCCAUAUGAGUGCAUUGAGUGUGGGAAAGCUUUCAUACAGAACACAUCCCUCAUUCGUCACUGGCGAUAUUAUCACACUGGGGAAAAACCGUUUGAUUGCAUUGAUUGUGGGAAAGCCUUCAGUGAUCACAUAGGGCUUAAUCAGCAUAGGAGAAUUCAUACUGGAGAGAAACCUUACAAAUGUGAUGUAUGUCACAAAUCCUUUAGGUAUGGCUCAUCCCUUACUGUACACCAGAGGAUUCACACUGGAGAAAAACCAUAUGAAUGUGAUAUUUGCAGAAAAGCCUUCAGCCAUCAUGCAUCACUCACUCAACAUCAAAGAGUACAUUCUGGAGAAAAGCCUUUUAAAUGUAAGGAAUGUGGAAAAGCUUUUAGGCAGAAUAUACACCUUGCUAGUCAUUUGAGGAUCCAUACUGGGGAGAAACCCUUCGAAUGUGGGGAAUGUGGGAAAUCUUUCAGCAUCAGUUCACAGCUUGCCACUCAUCAGAGAAUUCAUACUGGAGAGAAGCCCUAUGAAUGCAAGGUUUGUAGUAAAGCAUUCACCCAGAAGGCUCACCUUGCACAGCAUCAGAAAACUCACACAGGAGAGAAACCAUAUGAGUGCAAGGAAUGUGGUAAAGCCUUCAGCCAGACCACACAUCUUAUUCAACAUCAGAGAGUUCAUACUGGAGAGAAACCCUAUAAAUGUAUGGAAUGUGGGAAGGCCUUUGGAGAUAACUCAUCUUGUACUCAACAUCAGAGACUUCACACUGGCCAGAGACCUUAUGAAUGUAUUGAAUGUGGAAAAGCAUUCAAGACAAAGUCAUCCCUCAUUUGUCAUCGCAGAAGCCAUACUGGAGAGAAACCUUAUGAAUGUAAUGCGUGUGGCAAAGCCUUUAGUCAUCGUCAAUCCCUUAGUGUACAUCAGAGAAUUCAUUCUGGGAAAAAACCUUAUGAAUGUAAAGAAUGUAGAAAAACCUUCAUCCAAAUUGGACACCUUAAUCAACAUAAGAGAGUUCAUACUGGAGAGAGAUCCUAUAACUAUAAGAGAAGCAGAAAAGUCUUCAGGCAGACUUCACACUUUGCUCAUCAUCAGCGAAUUCCUACUGGAGAUUCAUCAACACGGCCUUCUUUACCUUCCACAUCAAAUCCUGUGGAUCUCUUUCCCAAAUUUCUCUGGAAUCCAUCCUCACUCCCAUCGCCAUAGUCUCAAGACGUCAUUUCAGCUAGACUGCUCCAGUAGUUUAAAAACUAUUGCCCUUUUGUUUUUGUCCUUUGCUAGUUCUUCAUAUUGCAGUCAGAUUGAUAUUUUUAAGUGCAAAUGUAAUUUAUUCACUCAUGUAAAGCUUGUGGAUCCCUUAAAUUGGUUAAUGCAUAAGAUGUGCUUAGCACAGUGCCUGAUCCAUAGUAUGUGUUCAGUAAUCUUAGUUCUUUUAAAAACAUUAUUGUUGAACAUUGAAAACUUGCCAUAAUCAGCUCUGAUAAAAAUGGAGCAGGAUGAGGUGAGUAGAAACCAGAUUUUAGAUCAGGAACAGGAUUUCUCUUGGUAGUUGGUGAGGUUUUGCCUAUGUUG
Molecule: messenger RNA, 2788 nt
Organism: Galeopterus variegatus (Sunda flying lemur)
Lineage: Eukaryota; Metazoa; Chordata; Mammalia; Dermoptera; Cynocephalidae
Gene: ZFP28
Product: ZFP28 zinc finger protein
Exons: 7
Coding region: 83-2422 (779 amino acids)
Biological process (GO): negative regulation of transcription by RNA polymerase II; regulation of cytokine production; regulation of immune system process
Molecular function (GO): DNA-binding transcription repressor activity, RNA polymerase II-specific
Source: RefSeq, a predicted model, not a curated record